CUGGGUUUCGAUGGUUUUGCUAUGGAGAGCGUGACGCUCCCACGCCAAACAUCAAGGGACGACCUGGGGUCUCAGGGUUGGGCUUCUUGUGGGAGGUUUCUUGCGGUCGGGCUCCUACUGUCCUGCUGUGUCGUCUGAGGUCUGGGCGUGCCGCGGCAAAGUUGAUUCUGCCGAGGCCGUGGGGCCGGAGGAGACGCAGCCUCUGUUCCUGCGCUGCGAGCGCAAUUUCAUCGACGAGGCGGUGCGUCCGGAGAAGGUUAGCGCUGGAAUAAUGAGAACAACCGACACCAACGGGAGCAAGAAAUAUCGACCCAGAUCCCGCGGUCAUGGUGCACAUGUUCACGGUCGCGGGCAGGUUCGCGCAGAAGCAGGGCGACCCUCCAGACGCCGGGGACGGGCCCCCUCCGAAGAGCAGCGGGGGGCAGCCAGACGACGACGCGCCAGGAGACGAGCCCAUCGAGCAGGAAGGCCCCAUCGAGCAAGAGGACACCGCCGAGCAGGAGGAGGACCUCGCUCCUGAGGAGGAGGGCGUCGUCGGCGAGGGGGACCUGGUUCCCAAGAAGAAGAGAGCGCGGAGAGGAGGCAGGAGGAACAAGGCCCAGCAGACAGAGACGUCGGCGCCCCCCGCGGAGCCAUGGCGGCAGGCGCCCCGGGCGCCCGAGGCGGCUCGGCCGAGCGCCGCGGCGCACCGCCGGGUGGCGGCGGCCGCGCCCGCGCGGCAGGGCGCAGGGGCCUUCGAGCGGUUCGAGAGGAAGCAGGAGGCAACGCCGGGCUACUACGGCAGACCCAGCUUUCCUGGAGAGCCAAAACCGGCCAGGCCCACCUUUCCCGCACAAGGCCCCGCCCAGCGCUUCAACGCCUUCCCCUCGCGUGGCCUGGCCCGCGCUGGC
Molecule: messenger RNA, 890 nt
Organism: Prorocentrum cordatum
Lineage: Eukaryota; Dinophyceae; Prorocentrales; Prorocentraceae
Source: the annotation of a GenBank genome assembly